AUCACAACUUAAUGCUGUACAUUUUAAUAAUUAUAUUGAAUGGAUACCUUUUGAAAAAUUCCAAAAUAUUACUUAUAUUGCAGAAGGUGGCUUUGGUAAGGUUUAUUCGGCUGAAUGGCCUGAAGGAUUUAUUGAAUAUUGGGAUAUUGAGAAUCAAAAAUGGUAUAGAAAUAAAUAUUUUGGUAAAUAUGCAUUAAAAAGUUUUAAUAAUUCUUCUGAUAUAUGUUCAG
This is a messenger RNA of Rhizophagus irregularis DAOM 181602=DAOM 197198, 230 nucleotides long. The record is from RefSeq and is a predicted model, not a curated record. Lineage: Eukaryota; Fungi; Glomeromycota; Glomeromycetes; Glomerales; Glomeraceae.